AUGGGCCUUCAGUUCUGUGGUGCUCAAAAUGAUGUAAAGAUGGGAUUGUUGAACGCUCCCAGGCGGGCCAUAUGGAUCUGCUCCAUUGUCAGUCUCGCUGUGUUUCUUGUCUUUUUCUGCUUUCCCGUCUCUUCGAUUUAUCCGCUGAAACCCACUGUCUCUCCAUCUGCUCCACCUCCUCAAACAACAGAUACAUUCAAUGCCAAUUGCCAUAAGAAACCUCGACCGGAAGCAUAUAAACAGCAUGACAAUGGAACUGAGAGCUUGGCUCUGCCGAAGGUGAUGGCGGAGUUAUGGAAACCCCUGGUGCAUCCUAUCACAGAGAGAGUAUUCGUCACCGACAAGGGAGAACGCUUCGAAGUACCAAUCGACCAAGUGCGGUGGAAGAAGCCAUUAGGAAAAAGGGUCGUUAUCGUUGAUACUGAUACUCGGCUAGAUGGUAAAACCGAGAACACAAUGUUGAAUGAAUGUCCGUUGGAUUUUACGACACUGCCCGGGCGGACUGGAGGUCACUUGAACCACUAUAUAUAUGCUAUGAUUCACGGCUACGACUACCGGCUAGUCCGUGCAGCCGAUUAUCCCGAUCGACACGGAACUUGGGUAAAGCCUGCCAUCACCAAAGAGGCCCUUAAGACCCAUGACUUCGUCAUCUCGCUAGACUCAGACGCCGUCUUCACACAUCUCGACCUCCCACUAGAAUGGCUCAUGAACCUCUGGGAUUACCGCCCUGAAACAUUAGUCGCAAUGGCUUACGAUCUCGACUGGGAACAAGACUACGAUCCCCAAGGAAACCUCAUCCUCAACACGGGCUUCGUCAUCGCGCAAGCAAGUCAGCGUACCCAAGACAUGUUUCAACGAUGGGAAGAUUGCCCACGGAGCAUACCUGGCUGCAACCAUUGGAACCACAAGUGGGCACAUGAGCAGAGCGCCUUUUCUUACUAUAUUCGAUACGAGUUUAACAGAACACAUGAUGUGAAAAACAUACCGUGCAAUCAGGCCAACGGCAAUGAGUUUACGUUGGACGGAAAUGGUGAGUGCAAGGGCGUUUUUGUGAGCCAUAAUUGGAAGCAUAAACACAAGACGCCUGAGUUAUUGAGCAGGAGUAUAAUGACUUCGCUGGCCCGUCGGGUACAUGGGCAGUUCCACCAUGAUAUCGAAGACUUAUACAUAGAUGCCUCGAAACAGACAUAUCCAAUCGCUGAUGGGGCAACCUGA
Messenger RNA from Fusarium proliferatum ET1, 1215 nucleotides. RefSeq lists its product as uncharacterized. The record is from RefSeq and is a predicted model, not a curated record. The transcript has 3 exons. NCBI's taxonomy places the organism in Eukaryota, Fungi, Ascomycota, Sordariomycetes, Hypocreales, Nectriaceae. Gene Ontology annotation, biological process: protein N-linked glycosylation. The coding region runs from base 1 to 1215 and encodes 404 amino acids. Gene Ontology annotation, cellular component: Golgi membrane. Gene Ontology annotation, molecular function: glycosyltransferase activity.